Molecule: messenger RNA, 438 nt
Organism: Emericellopsis atlantica
Lineage: Eukaryota; Fungi; Ascomycota; Sordariomycetes; Hypocreales; Bionectriaceae
Exons: 1
Coding region: 1-438 (145 amino acids)
Source: RefSeq, a predicted model, not a curated record
AUGGCCUCUUCCACCAACCCAAAAGCCUCGCCCACUGGCACCGCCAAAAUCUCCUCACUCGGCAGCUUCAUCGUCCCUACCCUCUACAUUGUCCGAGGGCUCGUUGGGGUGCAUACGCUAGUCGCCCCCAAUCUCGCCGCGAAGCUCAUGCUGCUCCCUCCCCCCAAUGGUGGCCUGCUGCCUCGGUUGUUUGGCGCCCGCGAGCUCGCCAUUGCCACGCUCACCUACGCCACCUUCCGCAAGCUCAUGUCGGGCGAAAAAUCGUCCAAGGACGACAUGCAGAGAGUCCUCCUCUGGGGCAAUUGCUUGACUGAUACCCUGGAUGUCCUCAGUUGCGUGGCGGUGGCACUGACAAGCCCGACGGAAUCCGUCGCCGUGUUCGGGGCGGGUGCUGCAUUCGCGGCUAUUGUUGGCUAUCUGGGUGCAAGUGGUCUCUAA